AUUUUAUAUAAUAAGACGCAUAAAAAUAGUGAACAAAGUUGCUUAGCUGUUAGUGUUGUACAAUUUGAAAUGUGAAUUAUUUAUUAAAGCGAUAUCAUCGAUGUUAGUUACGCUUACUGCAUUCGGACAGCUAUCUACACACAAAAGAUAUGUAAUCAAAGAAUAUUUCAUAAAUAUCGAACGCUACGUGGAUUAAAUAUCUUUUUCUACAAAAACGAUUAGUGUUCUAGUGAUAAUCUAAAACGGAGGACGAAAAUGCAAAUUCGGACUUUAGUUCCCGAGCUGGCCAAAAAGGCUCAAGAGGAAUUAAACGAAGAUCCAAAAAGAAUACAAAGUGAUGUGCAACACGUCAAAAAUUGGUUGUUAAAGCAACCUCAUCUGCGAGCUAGACAAGAUGAUCAAUGGCUUGUCGCAUUUCUGCGAGGCUGUAAGUACAGUCUAGAAAGAACAAAAGAGAAAUUGGAUCUUUAUUACUCGUUGCGAAGCUUAGCGCCAGAACUUUUCAGUCUAAGACCUAAUGACAAACUUUUUUACGAAAUUAUGGAUCUGGGAACGUAUCUGAUACUACCAAAAUGUACAACUCCUGAUGGACCAAGGAUAGCAAUUGUCCGGCCCGGAACUUAUAAUCCAGAGAAAUACAAAAUCACGGAUAUAUUCUCAGUUUCUAUUAUACUUCAAAGGAUUUUGUUAAUGGAAGACGAUACAGUCGUUAUAUCUGGUUUUAGAACAAUAUUGGAUUUAGAAGGGGUUACUCUAGCACAUUACUUGCAAAUGACUCCAGCUGUCAUGAAAAAAAUGGCUGUCCUUUCGCAGGAUGCUUCACCGAUGCGUAUGAAAGGAACGCAUUACAUCAAUACUCCAACCGGCUUUGAAUCCGUCUUUAACGUUAUUAAGAACUUGCUCAACGAAAAGAAUAGACAACGAUUGUACGUUCACAAUAAAAAUUACGAGGAAAUGUACAGUCACGGUAUACCUAAAGAUGUUCUACCUGUUGAAUACGGUGGAAAUGGCGGGACUAUUAAAGAAAUUAUCCAACAUUGGAAAGAUCAAGUGCAAAAAUACAGUUCGUGGUUGGAAGAAGAUUUUAAGUACGGUACCGACGAGUCGAAGAGGCCUGGACAACCAAAGACUGCGGAAACCAUGUUUGGAGUCGAGGGUUCCUUCCGGAAACUGAAUUACGAUUCGCUAGCUGAGAAGGCUCAAACAGAAUUAAAUGAAAAUCCCGAAAUACUUCAAGAAAGUAUUCGUCACAUAAAGCAAUGGAUUUUGGAGCAACCACAUUUGAGAGCUAGAACAGACGACCAGUGGCUAGCAGCAUUUUUACGAGGUUGUAAAUUUAGAUUAGAUCAAACAAAAAGAAAAAUGGAUCUCUAUUUUUCAUUUAGAAGCACGGCUCCGUAUCUUUAUAGUGUCAAAUAUUUCGAACCUAAAGUUAUGGAUAUUAUUGAUACAGGCAAAAAUUCGGCAAUGCCUGGAGACGAAUUAAGUGAUUGCGUUGUAGAAAGCGGAAUGUCAGUGAAAAAUUUUUCAAACUCAGAUGCAACUUCUCGGUCUGAGAUCUGUUUCAUGGAGGACGAUAAUUUAGUAGUAGCAGGAGCUAUCAAUGUCGUAGACCUUAAGGGCGCUAGAUUAGGACAUUAUACAAACACUCCUUUCAAACAAAUUAAGAAUUUAGUUACUGCUAACCAGGAUGCUUUGCCUAUAAGAAUAAAAGCUAUACAUUUCUUAAACACUCCUUCCUUUUUUGAAACAUUUUUCAAUAUUGCUAGAAGAUUUAUGAAUGAAAAGGUUCGGAACAGGAUAAUGAUACAUAACAAAAACAUGGAUACUUUAUAUGAACAUGUGCCUAAAGAAAUAUUGCCUGAAGAGUAUGGCGGGACAGGUGAAAGUAUACAAAGCUGUACAGAUUAUUGGAAAAAUAAAAUGCAUGAAUACAACUCUUUUUUCGAAGAAGAUCUUAAAUAUGGAAGUGACGAGACGAAACGAUUAAAAAAAUCUCAGUGAAUAGUCAGCGGAGAAUCACUCAGAUGCAUACGAAUAGAUUAAAUAGUAUGUAAUAAAAUUUGAGAUGUGAUA
Molecule: messenger RNA, 2076 nt
Organism: Melitaea cinxia (Glanville fritillary)
Lineage: Eukaryota; Metazoa; Arthropoda; Insecta; Lepidoptera; Nymphalidae
Exons: 14
Coding region: 256-2004 (582 amino acids)
Cellular component (GO): membrane
Molecular function (GO): phosphatidylinositol bisphosphate binding
Source: RefSeq, a predicted model, not a curated record